AUGAAGCUAAGCAUCGCGAGCGUGCUCUUCGUUCUCUGUGCGCUGUGCGCCAUCGAGAAAACUCGCAGCGCGAAAAUUUUGGCGCUGGUCCCGACACCGUCUUACAGUCAUCAGAUACCGUUUAGAAAGUUACUAUUAGCACUGCACAAACGUGGCCACGAAAUCGUGUACGCGACAGCCAAUCCGAUGUCUGAAGUGAACUUGAAGAACUUUACUCAAAUCGACGUAAGUGGUAGCUACGUAAGCAUGAAAGCCCUCAACUUCAUUAAAUACCGCUUUGAUGGAUCUACUUGGUUGGAGUUCUUGGACAAUUAUUUGUUUGACCUGAGUGUUACUUUCUCGGAAAACGUGCUGAAAAGCGCGGAGAUGCGACGACUCUAUGCACCUGACAGUGACGCUAAGUUCGAUUUGGUUAUGGCUGAGUUUGUGUACGUGCCGGCGAUAUACUCUAUAGCAUACAGGUUCAACGCUCCGCUAAUAGGUAUGUCUUCUUUAGGACUCCUCAAUCUACACGAGUACGCCCUCGGUGGAUUCGUGCUACCUUCACACGAGUACACGUGGGAAAUGGAGGCGAAUACAGGAUCGAAUUUACCAUUUUGGCAAAGGUUGCGAAAUUAUGUCUUGAUGUGGCAAAUAAUGUAUAAAACAUUCAAUGAAUUCGUGCCACGAAACCAAAAACUGGCGGAACGUUACCUUGGGAUGCAAUUACCUCCGCUGACUGAUAUUUUGAAGAACGCUAGCCUCGUAUUUGUGAACGAGGCCGACGCUUUCACGCCGGGUCGCCCGAAACUGCCGAACAUGAUCACCUUCACGUCUUUCCACGUUAAUGAUAAUCCGCCGCCUACCCCGAAGGACCUGCAGCGUUUCAUGGACGAGGCCAAACAAGGAUUCAUCUACAUGAGCCUCGGUAGUAACGCCAGAAGCGCGGACAUACCAAUGCACGUUAAACAAAUAUUCUUCGACGUAUUCUCAAAAUUACCCUACAGAAUCAUCUGGAAGUACGAGGAGGACUUCCCGGUACAACUCGACAACGUGUACGUUGACAAGUGGUUCCCUCAGCAAAGCAUACUCGCUCAUCCCAACAUCAAGCUGUUCAUAUACCAGGCAGGAUUACAAAGUACCGAAGAGGCUAUUAACUUUGCAGUUCCACUCCUAGCCUUCCCGGUGUUGGCUGAUCAAGAUUAUCUAUCGGCCAGAGUGGUUGCUACUGGGAUUGGAAAGAGCUUGGAAAUUACCACUGUUACGAGGGAGCAGCUAGAUGGUGCUAUUAGGGAAAUGAUGAACAAUAAUGAAUACAAGAAGAACAUAAUUCGGCUUCGAGAUCUGAUUAGAGACACUCCAUACAAUCAUGUGGACCAUCUCGUUUGGUGGACGGAGUACGUAAUUCGGCACAAGGGUGCACCCCAUCUUCGUUCAACUAUAGCCAGUCAACCUUGGUACCAACGUUACGACAUAGACGUAGUAAUGUUCUUAACGAUCGUCGCGUUCGUGGUCGUAUCAACGUCGCUGAUCGUAAUGGCGAAGCUUGUCGUAUGCUUAUACAAAUUGACGAACUCUGGACAAAAGCAAAAGAUGAGCUAGUACGUCAUAUCAACUAGUUAUACUGUUGCGUAUGUGUGCGUUUUGUGAAUUGACAAAUUAAAUGUAUAAGUUCAAUGAGCGUGUUCAGCGUUAACUGCAAUGUUAACGUUAGUCGAAGUUUAUUUUAAGGUUUUAUACUUUCACGUAUAACAAAAGACAGGUUCAACGUAUUUGUUGAGGAUGCUUCUUUCUUAAAGCGAUUACGUAUAUUCAUAUAACAUUGCGAUGUAAUACUCUUAAGUUAUUAUCUACUGAUUUUAAUGGUCUUGUAGAUGAACAUCACAUAGAACGGAUAUGAUGUAUUUUUGUAAUACUGAUAUUUGUGUGGGUAAAUAAUGAGACUACUCGUGGGGCACGAUGGUGUUCGCUAAGCGUUUCAACAUAUUUUUACGGUUUAUGUUCUUCAA
Molecule: messenger RNA, 1988 nt
Organism: Megachile rotundata (alfalfa leafcutting bee)
Lineage: Eukaryota; Metazoa; Arthropoda; Insecta; Hymenoptera; Megachilidae
Product: UDP-glycosyltransferase UGT5-like
Molecular function (GO): UDP-glycosyltransferase activity
Source: RefSeq, a predicted model, not a curated record